This is a messenger RNA of Plasmodium yoelii, 816 nucleotides long. RefSeq lists its product as uncharacterized. Lineage: Eukaryota; Apicomplexa; Aconoidasida; Haemosporida; Plasmodiidae. The coding region runs from base 1 to 816 and encodes 271 amino acids. The record is from RefSeq and is a predicted model, not a curated record. Gene Ontology annotation, molecular function: ubiquitin protein ligase activity. Gene Ontology annotation, biological process: protein ubiquitination; regulation of cell adhesion. The transcript has a single exon.
AUGAAUGCAUUCCCAACCAACGCCGCCAAUUAUAGAAACCGAGCUUUAAAUAGUUCAGGAAAAAACGCAAAUAUAAAUUAUAAAAUAAAUUCUUAUGCAAAUAAAAAUUUGAUAUUUUGCCCAGAAUGUAAUUUACCAUUUAAUACAAAACUUCGAAUAAAUCCAUGUUAUCAUAUUGUUUGUGGAAAAUGUUAUGAAACAUCUUUACAAAAGAAUCAAAGUUGUAUAAUAUGCAAUUCAGAAAUAAAUGAUGUUGAUUUUAUAUUUCAAAAUGAUAAUAUAUAUAUAUGUCCAUAUAAUUUUUGCAAAAAAGGUUAUCUAAAUUUGAAAAGCUAUAAUUAUCAUAUUUAUUUUAAACAUGAAUUUUUAAAGGAUCAUGAUCAAAAUUAUGAAUCAAAUUUUCAUAAAGAAAAUACCAACGAAAUUGUAAAAGAUGAUUCUCUCAGUUAUCUAGAUGUGCCCGACUUUGCAAAUAAAAAUGCGGCAGACUUUCCAACCAGUUUCAAUAAUAAACAGAAUAGCCCCUUCCUUGGAAAGCAUAAUGCAAUAAACAAACCCGCUAGCGAAAACAUACCAACUAACAUUAACAACAAAAUUAAUCCAUCUUUCAUAAAUAACAAAAUAAAUAUUCCUGAUAAUUGGAAUUUUACAUCUAUGCCAUUUAAAUUUAAUUUUAACAUACCAACAAACGAAAAGUAUAACACAAACGAAAAGUAUAAUAUAAAUGAAAAAUAUAACACAAAUAAUAUAAAUACAAAAAAAAAUAAUGAAGAGCAAGAAGAAGAUGAUUAUGAUAAUUUAGAAGACCUAAUGUGA